This is a messenger RNA of Lactuca sativa (garden lettuce), 522 nucleotides long. RefSeq lists its product as uncharacterized. Lineage: Eukaryota; Viridiplantae; Streptophyta; Magnoliopsida; Asterales; Asteraceae. The record is from RefSeq and is a predicted model, not a curated record.
AUGGAAGUUGGAAGUGGGAAUGAAGAGCUUAGGCAAGAAGAAGAUACAAGAAGGAUGUUGUUCGACAACUUGACCCCCUCAUGGUCUAACAAUGAUUUAAACGUCCUCUACCAAUCACCAUUGUUUGAUGAGAAAGAUCAUGGAACAGGACCCGAUUGUUCAUUUUAUCUGAAUGAUGAACACUACAAACAUGGUUACUAUCUUGCGGAUGGAAAAUAUCCAUCAUGGGCUGUAUGUGUGAAGGCAUAUCCAUAUCUAGUUACCGACAAAAAGAUACAGUUCAAGGCAGCACAAGUAUCAGCAAGAAAGGAUGUAGAACGUGCUUUUGGGGUCCUUAAAGGACGUUGGGACAUAUUAAAGAUGCCAGCACGAGCUAUGACGGUGAAGACAACAAAAAAUAUAAUGUAUGUGUGUAUUAUACUACACAAUAUGAUAUUAAAACAUGAGGGUGAUGCGAUAUCUCCUGUGUAUCAGCCAGAUCCACCCACCGACAAAGUUGAUGACCAAGAAAUAAUACACUAA